UUCCAUUUCCGUACACAAAACUACUCAACUGUUGACGUGCGUUGCACAAAAAUCACUUGUUUUCAGUUUCACAAUAAAACCGGCCAAAGGUAUUCUUCUAUAAACCGAGGGUAUUUUUGUGUGGAUUGUGUUUUGAAACAUAAAGGAAAAUGGAGACAUUGUACCAUCAAACAAAUAAGCAAAUCCAGGAGGUGCAGUCGCUCAUGGGACGCCUGGAGAACACAGAUCAUCAGUCUGUCCACUUGUUGGAGAACGAUCUGCAGGCCAGAAUCGACCAGAUCUUCAGCCAUUUGGAACGUCUGGAAAUCCUGGCUAGCAAAGAACCGCCAAACCGCCGUCAGAACGUCAAACUGCGGGUAGACCAGCUGAAGUAUGAUGUUCAGCACCUCCAGACGGCGCUGAGGAACUUCCAGCACCGUCGCUACUCACGAGAGACCCAGGACCGAGAGAGGGAGGAGCUCAUGAGUCGUACCUUCACCACCAACGAUGCAGACACCUCCAUCCCCAUAGACGAGACGUUGCAGUUAAACUCCAACCUGAACAACGCACACAGAGGCAUGGACGACCUCCUGGGCAGCGGCAGCAGCAUCCUCACCGGACUCCGGGACCAGAGGGACACGCUCAAGGGGACCCACAAGAAGAUGCUGGAUGUGGCCAACAUGCUGGGUCUGUCCAACACGGUGAUGAGGCUGAUCGAGAAGAGGGCCACCCAGGAUAAGUUCGUCAUGAUUGGAGGGAUGCUGCUCACCUGUGUGGUCAUGUUCCUGGUGGUCAAGUACCUGGGCUGACCAUGACCGCGUCCGCAACCACAGUUUUGCGUUGGUCUUGGACAUUUUUGCACAGUAAGCCCAUAAGAUACGUGAACAGUGAUAAAUUAGUCUUCUAAUCGGAGAGUUCCCUGAAAGUAUUGGUUCCCAUCGGAAGGCGAGGAAUUAUCCGUCUUUUAACUUCCAUAGGUUUUGUCACGCACUUCUAUUUCAACCACUCUUUGUUUGCACCAGUAAAAUGGGUGCUAAGCAAGACGUACACCCCGAGUGUACAAAACAUUAAGGACGCCUUCCUAAUGUUGAGUUGCACCUUUUUGCCCUCAACAGCCUCAAUUCAUCUGGGCAUGGACACUACAAGGUAUUGAAAGCAUUCCACAGGGAUGCUGGCCCAUGUUGAUUCCAAUGCUUCCCACAGUUGUCAAGCUGGCUAGAUGUCCUUUGGGCGGUGGACCAUUAGUGAUACACAUGGGAAACUGUUGAGUGUGAAAAGCCCAGCAGCAUUGCAGUUCGACACAAACCGGUGGACCUGGCACCUACUACCAUACCCUGUUCAAAGGCACUUUUAUGUCUUGCCCAUUCACCCUAUGAAUGACACACAUACACAAUCCAUGUCUCAAGGCUUACAUUUUUUUUAAAACCCAUAUCCUCCAUGUAUAGUGCUUUGAAGUGAAUUUAGCAAGUGACAUCAAUAAGGGAUCAUAGCUUUCACCUGGUCAACCUGUUAUGGAAAGAGCGGGUGUCCUUAAAGUAUUUGACACUGAGUGCAAACUUUAAUUUGACUUCAAACUGAACGUGGAACCUUUGCAUCCAUAAUUCCAGCUCACUGACACCUGCCGGUCAUCCACCUGCCAGCCUCUGUGUGAAGCUGUAGGUGGGUGAGAAGGACAAUGCAAUAUGACUGGUUACCUUUUUUUCAAACCAAUUCUCUACUUGCUUGCCUUAGUCUCCCCUAUAAUGAGUUCUCCGUUACCUUGUGGAUGGCAUUCAUUGUGGUUUCAUCUAAACCAUCUAUUUGAAGCAUAAUUUUACUGUUUGCUGCCAUUGUUCCCAAAUGAGGAUGAUUCUAGAAAUGGACAGAAAAAUAGUUAUCUGGAAAUGGAUGAAAAGCUGAUGUUUUACCUUACCUCAUCACUGGAGAAUACUUAUGCCAGAUUAAUCAAUACAUGUAUUUAGUCCAGGUAACAGGGACCUGUGCCCAAGAUACAGACUGAUAGUGAGAACAAAACGUGUUAUGUGAAACUAUCUGAACAAAGUGUAUUGUUGUCACACUUUCAAAAUGUAAAUUAUCUGGACAUUUUCUUGGCCCUAGUCUCACUAUGUUAGUGCAACCAAGGUUCAAAUUGUAAUUCUCUGGAGAUAAUUUUUAAAAACAUGUCUUAAUCUGUC
This is a messenger RNA of Oncorhynchus tshawytscha (Chinook salmon), 2153 nucleotides long. It is a transcript of the gene gosr2, whose product is annotated as golgi SNAP receptor complex member 2. The record is from RefSeq and is a predicted model, not a curated record. The transcript has 6 exons. Gene Ontology annotation, molecular function: SNARE binding; SNAP receptor activity. Gene Ontology annotation, biological process: vesicle fusion; intra-Golgi vesicle-mediated transport. Gene Ontology annotation, cellular component: SNARE complex; ER to Golgi transport vesicle membrane; late endosome membrane. Bases 150 to 788 code for a protein of 212 amino acids. Lineage: Eukaryota; Metazoa; Chordata; Actinopteri; Salmoniformes; Salmonidae.